UGGCAAAGAGGAAGAGCAGGUGAGGCAAAGCAGAUGUCAGUGAUGUCAAUGGAGGUUAGAAGAGAGGUGCUUGGCGAUGAGAGUGAAGACAUGCUGAGCAGCAUGGGAAUGGUCAGGCUGGCAAGGAGCCUUAGGGGCAAGUACGAGGAGGCAGAAGCGAUGCUCAUGCAGACGCUGGCGCAUAGAGAGAAGGUGCUGGGGCGUGAGCACCCCGACACGCUGACGAGCAUGUAA
Messenger RNA from Macroventuria anomochaeta, 234 nucleotides. RefSeq lists its product as uncharacterized. The record is from RefSeq and is a predicted model, not a curated record. The transcript has a single exon. NCBI's taxonomy places the organism in Eukaryota, Fungi, Ascomycota, Dothideomycetes, Pleosporales, Didymellaceae. Gene Ontology annotation, molecular function: protein binding. The annotation marks the transcript as partial.